AUGGAAAAACAUGAAAUAACAACAACAAAGGAUAGUUCUUCUCAUGAUCAUGAUGAGAAGAGGAGGAGAGACCAACAACAACAACAACAAGUUAUCUUGUUAAAGAGAAAGAGAGAUCAUGACGAUGAUUGUCAAGACAACAACAACAACAACAACAAUAAUACUCAACUGCCAUUGAUGACGAGCAUAAUACAUCAUGAUGCUUCUCGACCAACAUUUACAAGUUUAAUGAGAGUAUUGUAUAUUAGACGUACUAUAUUCAAACAAGCAAAAAUGAUACACCAUAUCUCAGUGUGUGCAACUAGUAACGGUAAAGAUAUUAUAGAGUUGCCUCAACUUGGAAUGAUAACAAAGUAUGCAAUGCCAUGGGACUUUAUCAAACAUUAUCUACCACCUAGAGACCAAAUACCUUUGAAUAGAAGAAUGUACGUAAUUAGCAAGUACUGUUUACAUCAAAAUGCAACGGUAGAUACACUCCUCCAUCUCUUGGAAUGGUCACCAGAUUACGAUCCUCAAGAUGACGAUCGUCAUGAUGAUUUCAUCUACCAUGUUAUCACUCAAGGAACACCAGAGAUAUGUGCAUUCCUUCUUACAAGAUUCCCAAAUAUAAAUGUAUCAAAUCAACCAGAAUACCUAAAAGAAUAUAUAUUCCGAACUGCACACCUUUCAACCAUUCAACUAUUGUCAACCAAAGGAGCAAAGUUCUCAAAACUAGCUAUGAAUACUGCCGCGGAAAGAGGUAGUUUAGAUAUUGUAAUGUAUCUAGAUCAAAAUCGUACUGAAGGGUGCACAACUAAAGCAAUGAAUGGGGCAGCCUCAUAUGGUCAUUUUGAUAUUAUUAAAUAUUUACAUAGCUAUCGAACUGAAGGAUGCACAACCAAUGCUAUGGACGGGGCAGCCUCAAAAGGUCAUUUGGAUAUUAUUAAAGUAAGUUAA
This is a messenger RNA of Cavenderia fasciculata, 936 nucleotides long. RefSeq lists its product as uncharacterized. Lineage: Eukaryota; Evosea; Eumycetozoa; Acytosteliales; Cavenderiaceae. The transcript has 2 exons. Bases 1 to 936 code for a protein of 311 amino acids. The record is from RefSeq and is a predicted model, not a curated record.